AUGGCAACCGAGCCAGGCAAGAGAACCGUUACAUACGGUCGUUUCAACUCUCUGCAAACAAUCUCCGUGGCCACCCUUCCACCGCGCCUAGAUGGCUACUGGGUAGUCUACAUCCACGGCGGCGCCUGGCGCGACCCGACAAUCACAGCCGACACCUUUGAAAGGACUGAAAAUAUCCUCCGCGACUCGCCCAGUCUCCCAAUCGCCGGUUUCGCCUCCAUUUCCUACCGACUGAGCGCGCAUCCAAACCACCCCCAGGAUGAGACGACACCGCGGGAGCACUAUCGUGAUGCGAAGCACCCAGACCACAUCCGCGACGUCGAGGCCGCGCUCGCAUUCCUCCAGAACACUUAUUCCUUCGGCGCAAAGUACAUUCUCGUCGGACACAGCUGCGGCGCAACCAUGGCUUUUCAGGCCGUCAUGGGCGCUGUUGCGGGACACAGGGAAGUGCUGUUCAAUGGUACAAACGACAAUGACGCACGCACAGAGACCAUUUCCACAUCGCCUGGUCCCCUGCCUCCGCGAUUGACGUCACAACCCACAGCCAUCGUUGGCGUAGCCGGGAUAUACGAUUUGCGACGAUUGCGCGACGAUCAUUCGGAUAUCUCUGCAUACCGUGAAUUUAUCGAGGGCGCAUUUGGGGCGGACGAGUUGCUCUGGGAUGCCGUGUCGCCUGCGCAGAUGUUUGGGUCAAGGGGGGUGGAGGGUGGCUGGAAGAAUGGGCGAUUAGUUAUCUUGGCGCACUCGAAAGAUGAUGAGCUUGUCGAUGCUGGCCAGCUGGAAGCGAUGAAAGAUGCACUGAAAGGCUGGGAACAGGACCAGGCGCAGGUUCCUGUGCAUGAACUCACAGAUAGUAGUCGCCGAGUCCGCGCCAUGUCUAUUGAGGGUGCUCAUGACGAGGCCUGGUUAACGGGCGAGGAAUUGGCGAGGACGAUCAAGUAUGCCUUCGUGGAGCUGCUGAGGAUGGGGCUUGCGCCUGAGCCGGAGCCGUUUGGGGGUCAAUCUUCAUAG
Penicillium argentinense is the source of this 1011-nucleotide messenger RNA. Its product is annotated as arylformamidase. Bases 1 to 1011 code for a protein of 336 amino acids. Gene Ontology annotation, molecular function: arylformamidase activity. NCBI's taxonomy places the organism in Eukaryota, Fungi, Ascomycota, Eurotiomycetes, Eurotiales, Aspergillaceae. The transcript has 2 exons. The record is from RefSeq and is a predicted model, not a curated record.